Pocillopora meandrina is the source of this 1495-nucleotide messenger RNA. The record is from the annotation of a GenBank genome assembly. NCBI's taxonomy places the organism in Eukaryota, Metazoa, Cnidaria, Anthozoa, Scleractinia, Pocilloporidae.
AAAAAAUCAAACGUUGCAUCCUUUUCAAAUGGUAAGCUUAUCAGAAUUCUUUUUUUUUUUUUUUUUCGGUGAUUUUUUUUAUUUAUUUACUUUUUACUUUUAUCAUCAUUUCUGAUGAUGGUGUUUUUCUCUCUCUCUCUCUUUUUUUUUUUUGAGGGGGGGAGAGGGUAGAGGAAAAGUUAUACUUUUUUAUUCCCUGGAGAAAUAAUUCGGUACCGGCAAUCUGUUUGAGAUUUGGAACAAAAUGCCAGAAAUCGGACAAACGUGAGUGUUCCUAAGGGGAAAUUAGUUCUAAUAAUCUAACUGGGAUAGAAACAGCUGGUAAAAAUGGGUAACAAAUUGUUUUCUUUUCCGAUUCGUUUGGGUUGUUCCACGAUGCCGAAACUGUAAUAAUGGAUGCCACAGAAUUUUGAAAAAUAAUAAUUAAAAAAAAAAAUGAAGGGAGAAAAAAAAAAGAAACAGAUCAAUUCUGUUCUGGAAGUAGAAAUGACCGUUUUUGUUUUUGUUUUUGACUCGUAGGUAACUAUACACCAAGGGUCGCUCCACACGGGUGAGACAUUUGUGUUGGAAAAUGAUUUAUAAUGUAUAGUUGCCGCAAUGUUUGUUAAAUACGCAGUAAUGGUAAAAACUGAAAUCGUCGUGCUCUUUUGUUAUGUAAGCCUGCUAAAGCAAAGCAAGCGCUCUUUUAGGCCGUUAGCAAGAUCACAGGCUGCGAUAUAUUUUAGGAGGCGUUUGAUCAAAGGUUCCUCUUCAUAUACGUACAUACAAACAAACAAGUCAAUACCCCCCCCUUCCCCCCUCAAAAAAAAAAAAAAAAAAAAAAAAAGAAGAUUGAGCGACGAGUUUAACGUAACAAUCGUUUUAACGUAAGAUUGAAGACCACCUUGAGUUAAUUAUCUCUAUUUUUGGUCUUGUUUAUCUACCAACUUUCCCGUUCUUGACAUUUUGGAUUGAACUAAAAUGUUAGGGAAUUAGGGACUUUAUUGUUGUGAGAAAGGAAUGCUACAAUUAAAAGAACAACGUAAACUUACAGGUAUAUGGUAACUUGUGAUAGGGACAGUCACCUUCGAUAUGGCUCCGGCCUUGGCUUUCUGUGAGAUUCUUUGUCUAUUUCGUAGCUUUUCUUGAUAUGAAUUGUGAAAGUCAAAUAAAAAUGAAUCUUUUAUAUAGUCAAUUUCUAUAAAUCUUCUAUCCUAAGUCAGUAACAUACGUGGACUUUUGACGACGACAAAUUAAUUUCACUAGUUUAUAUAUAUAUAUAUAUAUAUAUAUAUAUAUAUAUAUAUAUAUAUAUCAACUUGCCUCUUUUUGGUAUGAUAGCACUGCUGGUUCAGCAGAGAGGACUCCUCAAGGGAACAGUUAUGGAAAUGUGAAUUCAGGAUACGAUUAUGACAAAACGAAUGGCCAGAACCACUCCAAUGAAAUGGUAACAUUCAAGGGGACAAAUCCAGCGCAGACUCCUGGGAUUGCAAUCAACGACUCCAGUAUGACAAAG